Messenger RNA from Folsomia candida, 1167 nucleotides. Its product is annotated as glucose dehydrogenase [FAD, quinone]-like. Lineage: Eukaryota; Metazoa; Arthropoda; Collembola; Entomobryomorpha; Isotomidae. The coding region runs from base 40 to 855 and encodes 271 amino acids. The transcript is spliced from 3 exons. Gene Ontology annotation, molecular function: oxidoreductase activity, acting on CH-OH group of donors; flavin adenine dinucleotide binding. The record is from RefSeq and is a predicted model, not a curated record.
UAAAUACCUCCCAAAGAUCAUAUUUCUGUAUAUCUUGGGAUGUUCCUCAUCAACUCUACCGUGUCAAUGGUUUUUGAUCGCGAUGUGACUGCGAAAUCGUUUAUGGAUUUUGUCCAUAAAGGGACAGGCGAGUUGACCUCGUCAGGAUGCUCAGCCUCCGCAUUUGUGUCCACCUCUUAUGCCAAAUCGUCGGGUGAAGCUGACUGGCCGGAUGUACAAUUUAUUUUUCUGGGGAACGGUGUUUAUGCCAAAAUGCACACGGACAUGUCGCAUGGAUUUCACGUGGAUCCCACAAUUAUGAAGAAAUAUUUGUCUAGUGAUCUAGUCGGAAAAGAUGCAUUCCAAAUUAUCGUGUCCUUAGCCAGACCUCGAGCUAGAGGGGUAAUGCGAUUGAGUGGAAAAUCGCUCACAGAUGAUCUAAUUAUUGAUCCCAGGUAUUUGGAUAACGAGUAUGACAACUCUGUGCUGUUGGAGGGCGUGAAAAUGGCUGUUCAUCUUGUUGAAAACACAACUGUGUUUAGAAAAAUUGACGCAAAAUUUACCAGCAACGUGUUCCCUGGUUGUGAAGAUGUGCCAUUCAAAUCAGACGAGUAUUGGAGGUGUUUCAUUAGGCAGUACAGCAUAACUUUGCACCACAUCGUUGGUCCUUGUUCUAUGGGUCGAAAUGAUUCUAAAGACGCCGUGGUGGAUACCAGGCUUCGUGUUUUAGGUGUCACAGGACUUCGAGUGAUUGAUGCAUCAAUUUUUCCAAAGGUUCCAAUCAGCAAUACAAAUUCAGCGACGGUGAUGGUCGGAGAAAAAGGGUCUCAUUUUAUCUUGCAAGUUUGGGGAGUGAACUCGACUCGGACACAAUAAUGAAAUUUAAAAUAUUUAAUAACCUACAAAACCUAAUGUUCCUAAAUCGUGGCUACUUAACGGUAUUAUGAUUGUUUAUGUGUGUAUUUAUCGUGUGUCCUAUGUGCAAGGGAAAGAAAAAAGACUGAGAUUUUGAUAACACGUACGAUAAGCUACACUGCAAAAGAAGAGUGUCAAGGAUCCUUUUGACAUUAUUGCGAUAUUAAAAUUUAAUAAAAAAGAUAACAUGCGAGUCUAAUUUUAAAAUGUUAACUAUUAUUUCAUCAGCUUUAAAAUUAAUUACUGAAUUUCGUUACAGCCAAGUCGAAUUAA